AUGUGGUUACCGACACGAGUACGACGGCCAGGGGUCCUCGUCGCGUGCGCUCAGCGAAUCAUGAGCGGGAACCGCAAUAAUAACUGGGGCUGCUACCCGUUUCUAUCCUGGUCGUCGAGGGUUCGUCGGAUGUCCGACUUCAAGCAGCCUCCGACCGCCAACCAAGACAGCCUUGGGGAUGGAAAGGUUUUAUCCCAGAUGCACAACGCGGGAGGCAGAUUGCGUUUAGUCAAAAGCUGGGGCGGGACGAGCAAGAUCCGGCUUCCGAAGAGACCAUUGAUUGGCGACCGCUCGGAUGCUAAAGGAAUUGUUUCCGAAUUUCUCGGCUUGACUUGCCUAGAACUCAGAGCCCAUAUUGGUCCCGAAUACGAUAGACGUCGUAAAUUGUUUCCGGUAACACAGAAGCGAAAAGGGUUGAUCUGGUACCCCCACCAUCGCGGACGGGACGAAGGCCAAUCCUGACCUGCCAACAUUCUCACCAGCAUAUGAAUGGGGCAGUCGACACGCAUGUGAGGUGAUCCGAGAUCCGGGACAUUAUUGGAUGACAGGACAAUCGGAUUGUAUUUAUGGCCGCUAUCCCUGGAUAAACAUUUUUCUGUGGAUUUGUAUGCAUUAUUUCUAAUCUCGGACGGAAGUAAGAACUACGAAAGUCGUUGCAAUCUUUGGCAACCCUUCUCCUCUAUCCUAUACGAAUGAGAUGAGCAAGACAAACACCGACAUGAUCCAUUAAAGUUACCAAAACCCACUCUAAGAAACAUUAAUUCAUUACAAGUC
Messenger RNA from Mollisia scopiformis, 774 nucleotides. RefSeq lists its product as uncharacterized. The transcript has 2 exons. Bases 1 to 462 code for a protein of 153 amino acids. NCBI's taxonomy places the organism in Eukaryota, Fungi, Ascomycota, Leotiomycetes, Helotiales, Mollisiaceae. The record is from RefSeq and is a predicted model, not a curated record.